CAAACCCGUUUUUGGGUUUGGCACUGCACUAGCUAAUUUCAACCUGCUAACGGCUUCUUCCCGAUAUUUUUCUAAGUCGGGAAGAUGCCGUGUCCAAGCCCGAUGAAUCCUAUCAACUAGUAAACCCCGCGAGGAGACCCCGCACUUCCGUAGUGGCUUUACCGAUUACCUAGGUCGUCCUUGAAGUCUUGGACUGUGUAUGUCAAGCCGAAACACACGGUACCUGAAUCACCUGCAUCAUACAUGUAUCGACUUAAUAAUAAUCGGAAGCCACUACAUAGAAUGAUCAAGUACCUAAGCCAUUCAGAUGGAAGCCAUGCUUUAUCUGCCCUCUCCUUCCUGUGUCGCCAAAUAUAUAUACCUAUAUAAUACAAGUCCAGUCCAUCAAAACCUUACCAUUUUUAAUUCACGAGAACUUCACACGUACACUUUUCAAUCUUAUAACAAGUGAGGUCUUCGCAAUUAUAUUAAGAUGUCGGCUAGGCAUUUCAUCAAUGAUCCUACUCUGCUGGUGAACUCGGCUCUUGAGAGCCUCACCCUUACUAACCCUUCUGUGGCCCUGGAUGCUGAGAACAAGAUUGUCUAUAAAAGACCCAGUCAUGAGCCAUCGCAGGUCUCAAUUAUCAGCGGUGGUGGCAGUGGGCACGAACCGAGUUUCGGUGCCUUCGUCGGUACUGGCUUGCUCUCGGCUGCCGUGGCCGGAACUAUCUUCGCAUCACCUAGCGCGGAGCAAAUACGCAGGGCUAUAACUUCGAGAGUGGAUACUGGCAAAGGUGUCUUGGUUACCGUCAUGAACUAUACUGGCGAUGUUCUUAAUUUCGGUAUGGCGGUCGAGAAGGCGAAAGCUGACGGUCUGAAUGUCGAGAUGGUCAUUGUUGGCGAUGACGUUGGAGUUGGCAGGGAAAGGGGAGGUAAAGUUGGUAGGAGAGGAAUCGCUGGGACAGUACUAGUGCACAAGAUAGCUGGCGCUCUCGCUGCACAGGGACGCAGCCUCGAAGAAGUUUACAAGGUCGCAAAACUCACUGCAGCUAAUCUUGUGAGCGUUGGAGCUAGCCUUGAUCAUGUGCAUGUGCCCGGCAGAGCGAUCGGUUCUAACGCCGCCGAGAGCCUUCAAGAUGGAGAGGUAGAAAUUGGAAUGGGUAUCCAUAACGAGGCAGGAUCAGGACGAAAGAAGGUCAAUCUCCCAGAGCUCGUGGGCACGAUGCUAUCGCAGCUUCUGGACCAGAACGACAAGGACAGGGCGUUCCUCAACGUAAACUCUAACGAAAUAGUACUGCUCGUGAACAACCUUGGAGGUGUUAGCGUUCUCGAACUAGGAGGCAUCACUGCGGAGGUGGCGAAGCAGCUAAGAUCAUCCUGGGGUAUUCAGCCCGUGAGGAUUCUGAGCGGAACAUACAUGACAAGCUUGAACGGGUUGGGAUUUAGUAUUUCGCUCCUGAAUGUCGUAAAUACAGAUAUUGGUGGUCCGAGCAUGAUUCAGCUAUUGGACUAUCCAUGUGAGGCUACAGGCUGGUCAGCACCGAUCCAGAAAACCACAUGGGAAGCAAAGAAUGCCGCUACGAGGGAAAACGGAACGGGCUUCGGCCAAAGCAUCAAAUCAAGUGGUCUCAAGACUAACGGCAAUGCAUUUAAUGAUGCUCUGGCUUCAGGUUUGCGAGCUAUCGCAGCGGUCGAGCCAGAGGUGACCAGAUAUGAUACUGUGGUUGGAGAUGGCGACUGCGGCAUCGGUUUGAAGCGUGGUGCUGAAGCUGUCCUUAAUCAUUUAAAGGAGAAGCCGGCAACAGGAGACGUCGUCGUCGAUCUCGCUCAUAUCGUCACUGUUGUCGAAAAGGCAAUGGAUGGCACUUCAGGGGCGCUGUUUGCGAUCUUCCUAAAUGCUCUUGUUCAUUCACUCCGAACACUUGCACCGGGAGACGCUUCUCCGCAAGUAUGGGCUAGUGCUCUCAAGCAAAGCUGUGAUGCGCUAUCAAGAUAUACACCCGCACGGCCGGGUGAUCGCACAUUAGUAGACGCCCUGUAUCCGUUUGUUGAGGUUCUCGGAAAGACGGGUGAUCUUAAGGAGGCCGCUGAAGCGUCGAAGAAAGCUGCUGAGGAGACCAAGGGGAUGAAGCCCAGCCUGGGCCGGGCAGUGUAUGUUGGGGGCUCUGGAUUUGAACAGGUGCCUGACCCAGGCGCUUGGGGAUUGGCGAGUUUCUUCCUGGGCCUUGCUGGGAUAAAAUCUGAUGAUGAUGAAAGCUGGGAAACUAUAUAAUUGUUAGUCACCUACGGGUCUUGUAAUGGUAUUGAGCCGAUUUGGUGGUGCGGAGUAUAUAAUCAGAUUUAAUA
Molecule: messenger RNA, 2325 nt
Organism: Daldinia loculata
Lineage: Eukaryota; Fungi; Ascomycota; Sordariomycetes; Xylariales; Hypoxylaceae
Product: dihydroxyacetone kinase
Exons: 3
Coding region: 473-2251 (592 amino acids)
Biological process (GO): glycerol catabolic process
Cellular component (GO): cytosol
Molecular function (GO): ATP binding; glycerone kinase activity
Source: RefSeq, a predicted model, not a curated record